Linum trigynum is the source of this 2907-nucleotide messenger RNA. Lineage: Eukaryota; Viridiplantae; Streptophyta; Magnoliopsida; Malpighiales; Linaceae. The record is from the annotation of a GenBank genome assembly.
GGUCUGGAAGCCCAAACGUGUAGAAGUUUAUACACCGUGGAUCUGGUGGACCUUGCUCCCCCAAGCCCCCUAACCGGGCGCUUCGCCCCUGGAUCCGGACUCGCUGAGUAGACAUUGAAACUCCUGUGAAUCAAGUCGGCGACAGAUCAUCCGAUUCAUAACCUUUUUCAAUUAUUUAUUACAAAAAAGAGAGAAUAAAAAUGGAAAUGAAGUAUAUUUAUAAAAAUUUUAUAAAAUAAGAAGGAACUUAUUUGAGCGCCAUUUAAUGGCUUGCUCAGAUGAUCUCUGCAAUUUGCAAGGCAGGAGGUAAGAAAAAAUAGCGAGAGAAUAUAGGCCGGUCGGAAGCCGGCACAGCACAGUACUACUAAUAGAGGAGAGAAUAAAUGUGCGGUUUUGGGACCAAAAAUUUCAUACACAGAUUAAUUAAAUUAACAACACUUGAGUACCCCAAAUCUGAUUUUGUUUGAUUUAUUAGAUUAUUAAUCACUAACCACCAACCAAACCAAGCAUAGCCACUCCCACACUCUCUCUCAUUGCCCCACACCCACAGCACAGCUGCACUGACCUCACUUGCUCGCUACUUGCUCCUUUGCUUUCCCUUCCCUACGCCUUUUUUUCUUUUGUCUCCAUCUCCUUCGCUUUCUCGCUUCCCCUUUCACUCUACCAGUCCUCUACCCUCUGAAAAUCUCGCUACCUUUCCUUUUUCUCUUUCUCUGCCUUUACUGGGUUACAGGCAAAAAAAAAAGAGUCGCCCUUAAGCACACUCUUUCUGGGCAGCUCUUUCUGCUACUAAAGGUUCAUUUUUCAAGCUCAAAACCCGUAUUUGCACUAGGGUUUUCACUCCAAUGCCCGCAUCUUGAAUCUCCUCCCAUCUGGUUCGUGUUUCGUGCUGCUCUCGGACUUUUGAAGUAAUAAUGGGUGCAAACGGGAAGAAUGUGUUUGUCUGUGGCGUCAUAUUCAUGCUGCUUUUCGCUGCUGCUGGCGUCUCUUCAGCUCCUAUUAUCAACUCUCCUGCAAGGAUCGUUAAUGGGGUUUUCUCGAAUACUUUGUCUGCUAUCAUGAAAUGGAUUUGGUCACUCAAAGCCUCCACGAAGACAGCAAUGUCUGCUCGUCCAUUGAUGAAGUUCGAGCCUGGUUACACUGUGGAGACCAUGUUCGAUGGAAGCAAAGCUGGGAUCGAUCCUCACUCUGUUGAAGUUCUGCCCAGCGGGGAGCUGUUGAUUGUGGACUCAACCAACAGUAACCUUUACAAGAUACCUUCUUCCAUGUCUCUAUACACCAAGCCUAAGCUAGUUGCUGGAUCUGCUGAAGGAUACUCUGGAUAUGUUGAUGGGAAGCCAGGUGAGGCAAAGAUGAAUCACCCAAAGGGAGUUGCUGUAGAUGACAGAGGAAAUAUAUAUGUAGCGGACACCAUGAAUAAUGCCAUCAGGAAGAUAAGUGAUUCAGGGGUUACAACUAUUGCUGGAGGGAAACGAAUCAAUGGAGGUAGCCAUGUAGAUGGAGCAAGUGAAGAUGCCAAAUUCUCAAAUGAUUUUGAUGUAGUCUAUAUGGGAAGCAGUUGUUCCCUCCUUGUGAUAGACAGAGGAAACAGAGCUAUUAGGGAGAUCCAGCUCCACUUUGAUGACUGCGCAUAUCAAUAUGGAAGUGGCUUUCCAUUUGAGAUCGUGCUUCUUCUAGCAGCUGGCCUUUUUGGUUACAUGGUCGCUUUCCUCCAGCGUAGGAUGGGGACAAUUGUUUCUUCACAGGGCGAUCAAGGUGUGAUGAAGUCUAGCAUGGCUGAAACUCCUGGGGCUCCCCAACCACUUAAGUCUGUUAGGCCACCAUUGAUCCCAACUGAAGAUGACCAAGAAAAGCAAGAGGAAACCUUAUUUGCAUCCCUUGGAAAGCUUUUUGCCAACGCGGGUGCAUCUUUCAUGGAGAUUGUGGGAGGAAUAGCACCUGGAUUUAUGAAGAAGUCAGUUACCUAUCAUCAGUACCAGAACCAGCAGCAGCAGCAAAGACAUUCAGCUGGUUGGCCGAGUCAGGACAGCUUCGUAAUACCAGAUGAAGAUGAGCCUCCCACUGUCGAAGCGAGGACACCUACACCAAGGAGGAAAACAUAUGCUUUCAUGUCUAAAGAUGCAGAAAAGAUGCACAGGUGGCGGCAGGGUCGCUCAUUCUAUGGUAGUCAAGAUGGCGAGAUGCCACAGCAACAACAUCAGCAGCAGCAACAACCGCAUCCACAACAGCAUCAACACCAGCAGCAUCCGUAUCAGCAUCCACAUCAGCAGCAUUCUUCACAGCCACAGCCGCAACCGCAGCCGCAGAAACAGCCAAAGCAGCAUCGCCAUCAUCGGUAUCAAUCCACCACCCCUGGUGCUCCAUAUACCUACUAUGAACAGAGCCAUGAGAAAACCAAUGAGAUUGUGUUUGGAGCAGUUCAAGAGCGUGAUGUGAAGCAUGAAGCUUCAGUGAUUAAGCCUGUUGAUUAUGCGGAUCCCAUGUACAACCACCACAGCAUUCGAGUCCGUUCUACUUCUACCUAUGGCAAUAAUGCCUAUUGAAGCCUAGAUGAAGUUUGGCAAUUUUGGCUAGCAAGUAAACAUCUGUCCCUCGUCCAUCUGGUGAAGAAUGGCAAUUUUGGCUAGCUAGUAACAUCUGUCCCUCGUCCUUGUGGUUAAGAAUGACAAUUUUCGCUAGCUUAUGGGAAAUUUUAGAUUAAACUUGGGAAUGAGGUUUAUUUUCAGAUGUUAAAAGUGUUGGAGGGAAGAAGCUGGUGUAGUGCUGUCAAGGUUUUGCUCGUCCUGGUUGAAGCUAUGUACUUUAUAUAGGCGGGUUGCCUAAAGUGACAGUUAUUAUGAUUAUGUAAAAGCCAUGUUGAAAAAUUGUGAAAUGCAAUUUUGGUAUUUGCCCGCAUAGAAUUUUGCU